Messenger RNA from Capsella rubella, 955 nucleotides. Its product is annotated as ras-related protein RABA5d. Lineage: Eukaryota; Viridiplantae; Streptophyta; Magnoliopsida; Brassicales; Brassicaceae. The record is from RefSeq and is a predicted model, not a curated record. Bases 100 to 759 code for a protein of 219 amino acids. Gene Ontology annotation, molecular function: GTP binding; GTPase activity. The transcript has 2 exons. Gene Ontology annotation, cellular component: endosome.
CUCUCUCUCUCUUCCUUUGAUUUUUGCCAGCUCCAUCUCUCUCUCUCUCUAAAACCGGUCUGCAACUUUCUCUCUCUCUAGAAAUCAGAAGUAGGAAGGAUGUCGUCGGAUGAAGAAGGAGGAGAGGAGUAUCUCUUCAAGAUUGUGAUAAUCGGAGACUCUGCCGUCGGGAAAUCGAACCUUCUCUCUCGGUACGCUCGUAACGAGUUCAACGCUCAUUCCAAAGCCACGAUCGGUGUUGAGUUCCAGACUCAGAACAUGGAAAUCGAAGGCAAAGAGGUCAAAGCUCAGAUUUGGGAUACUGCUGGUCAGGAACGCUUCCGUGCUGUCACUUCCGCUUAUUACCGCGGCGCCGUCGGAGCACUCGUCGUUUACGAUAUCAGCCGUCGCUCCACCUUUGAGAGUGUUGGCCGUUGGCUCGAUGAGCUCAAGGCACACUCGGAUACAACGGUGGCUAGGAUGCUGGUGGGAAACAAAUGCGACCUAGAAAGCAUAAGAGCGGUGAGCGUGGAAGAAGGCAAAGCUCUAGCAGAAACCGAAGGACUAUUCUUCAUGGAAACAUCGGCUCUCGAUUCAACCAACGUUAAAACAGCUUUCGAAAUGGUAAUCCGUGACAUCUACACAAACGUUAGCAGGAAACAGCUCAAUUCCGACACUUACAAAACGGAACUAAGUAUGAAGAACAGAGUAAGUCUCGUUAAAGACGAUAAUAAAGGCUCCUCACAAGGCUUUGGUUUCUCUUGCUGUUCUUCCUCGUGACCUUAUAAAGUUUUUUUUCCCUUUGAUUCAUUUUGGGUUCUUUCCUCUUUACAAAGUUUCACAAGAUUUGUCUUUUGUUUUUCUCCCAUAGCAAAAAAAAAAGGAAAGAAAGAAAGCAAAGAUUCAUGAAAUUGUAAUGUUUAUUUUAUGUGUGGAUCGUAUAGUAAACACUUUUAUACGAGACUUAAUUAUUGCA